AUGCGCAUCAGCAGCCAGCGAUCAGCGCACAUAGCUGGAAAGAUGGCGGCCGGUUCAGGGGCUGCAAGCGGGCACGGAGCCCGCAGCUCCAACUCUGGCCUGGAAGCGUCCGUAGACCGACGGCUUCAGGGAGUAUCCAACACCAUGGAGUCGAUACAGGGACUAUCAAACUGGUGCAUUGAAAACAAAAAGCACCACGGCCUCAUCGUCCGCCACUGGAUGAAGUGGCUCAAGAAAUCUGACAACAAUCACCGCUUGAAUCUCUUUUAUCUUGCCAACGAUGUGAUACAGAACUGCAAGAGAAAGAACGCCAUUGUCUUUCGUUCAGCCUUCGCAGAAGUCCUUCCUAAUGCUGCCCAGUUUAUCAGAGAUGGGAAAGUCCGCAAGUCUGUGGAAAGGAUUUUUACCAUUUGGGAGGAAAGGAGCGUGUAUCCUGAAGAGGUCAUUGCUCAGUUUAAAGCUGGCAUAAACAAAAAGGAAAAGGAGCGAGAGAAGCAGAAAGAAAAGGAAAAGGAGAAGGAACGGGAGAGAGAGAAGGAGAAGGAAAAGGAAAUGGAGAAGGAAAAGGAGAGAGAAAAGGAGAAAGAAAAGGAAAAACAAAAGGAGACUCCACCGGCAACUGCCAACACCAAAGCUGCCCUCAAGUCCAAGAUUGUAGCAGAGUUCACUCCCCACUCCCUCAUCGAGCAGUUGUCAAGUUAUAAGCGAGCCGUCGCAGAGGAGGAGUUCAGGGAGAAGCAGCUGGCAGCUCUCAGGGUAGACGUCUGCAGCACGGAGGCUCUCAAGAGACUUAAAGACAAGGCAGGAGGGAACAAGUUUGCGAAAGACUUUGAGGAUGGAAGUCUGAAGCUGCAGGAGUUUGUCGUCUUCAUGGAGAAAGAGUUGAAAACAGGGCCUCCUCUGCUGGAAGCUUUGGGAAACGCGGACAUUUUCUACGAGAUGCAGUACAAGGAGGUUAAAAUUGUGGCCAAUGCGUACAACGCCUUUGCCAACCGUGUUGCCAGCCUUAAAAGAAAAUUGGAUUCCCUCAAGUCGACUCUACCUGGACCCGAGGACUCUCCCAUCCCCUCACCCUCUGAGGACGCCCCCUCUCCCACAGGCUCUGACUCCCCCUACAUGGGACUAGGUUCUAGCAGAGCCCAGGUGGAUCCAGAGCUGGAUGGCAAGGCCAUGGAUGAAGGAGAGAUGCCCAGUGACAACAGACACAUGGAGGACAUGGAUAUGUCUGAUGAAGAGGCUGGCGCUGCCACAGCUGGGGAUGACAAUAAGGACAAGAUGUCCACCGCUGUUGCCAAGUCAGACGCAGCAUCAAAGGUUCCCACCACACCAACGAAAGCUUCAAAGACCAACGCCACUGCUGCUGCCACGGCAACGCCAGUGACUCCCACCCCUGCGGCAGCUCAAAGCACCCCAACAACCCCAAUGGGAAUGAAUCUGGAGAAGGUGGACCUGGGAAAGAUCAGCUCCAUUCUCAGCUCACUCACAUCUGCCAUGAAGAAUACAGCAGCUAGCCCGUCACCUCGGCCGUCUCCAGGAACGCCCACCACUCCUUCUGGCCAAGCAGCGGCCUCCAAAGCGACCUCUUCGAGUCCUCACUUGGCCAACUUCCUGUCGCGUGUUGAUAUCACACCUGAAGGCAUACUCAAUGCUCUGUCUAAAACCAACACACCAGCUUUGUCCUCUCUCCUGCAAAGUGUGACCAACGCCACCACAGCUCCUCCCAACCGAACCUCCCCAGAAUCCUCAGCAGUUAAAACCCAGCUCACCCCGACCACCCCAAAAUCAAAACCCCCUCUGGGGAACAGCCUCAAACGAGACACACCUGGGAGAACCCGAGACUGGGAGAAAGGGAGACAGCUGUCCCCUCCUCCUCCUCCACCCCCUCCUCGCCUCUCAGCUCCUUCUGUUUCUCCCCCCAGCCUGGAAUCAAAAAUCAACAGCUUCCUGCAGGGCAAUCCAGGUUUCAGUCUCGCUCUGGGUGAUGUCAGCCCCGAUGGGGUGGAUGGGACCCCAGUGAGAGACGAAGCUGCUGGCACCCCCACCCAGGACGAGAUCAUGGACACACCUGGCAGUGUGCCAGAAUCUUUAGGGUCAUCUGGAGGUCAUAACCUCUCACCCACGGCCUACCGCAGUGAACCCUGGGAUGCCGUGAUCACCCCGUCAGGAAGCAGCAGCAACGGAGACUUCCUGAGCUCCUCCUCCUCCUCCUCCUCCUCACGGUAUGGAGCUGGAAAAAAGGGUGGCACGAAAUCAAAGGACGAUGAAGUGAUGACUGGGAGGAAGCAGGUAUCCUCUUCCCCCAGUAACGACAUGAAGGGUAAGAAAGAUGGACAACACGGCCAGCUAAGAAUGAUGGGAAACAACAGAGGGAUCGGAGAAAGGAGACAGUCUUCGGGCUCUCGUAAGGCCAGCAGCGGCUCAGAUGAUGGAGGUCUGAGCGGAAAGAGAGAGGGGAAAGCUGAACAGUCUCCAGGUGGGGAUGGGAGGGAGGGCCAGUACCAUCGCAUCGAGACACUAGUGUCUCCCUAUACCGAAGGGGCACCCAUCCAAACUCUAGGCUACUCAAACCGCCCACUCGCUGGAGAGCGCAUCAAGACGGUAGAGAGCAUCCGUGUGAUUGGCCGAGGUUCUCGGCGAGGGGGAGGGGCUGGUGGUCGCCCGGGGGGAGCCAUGUGGUAUGAAGAGGAGGAAUACAUGGAAGCUCAGCCUCCCUCACCCCAUGCUCUCCCCUCUCCUCUAAACAUUGGCAACGACGACAUGACCCCCUCCAUGCCUCCUCCUCCCCCACAUCUCCUCCUCCCCCCACAUCUCCACCCCCCGUCCCAUCCUCACGCACAUCCUCCACCUCAAUCUCCGUUCCAAAUGCCCUACCACACGGAUAACAUCCAGAAUCCUCCUCCAUCACUCCUCCACCAGCAUCCUCCUCCUCCAUCCCAUUUCUUCGGCCCUCCUCCACCGAUCCCACGACCCCCUCCACCUCCCGUGCCCCAGCGCCCUUCUCCUCCACCCAACCACCAUGCUGUGCCCUCCGCUGUCAUGGUUGGGGGAGUGUUGGUCCCUGUAGAUCGACCCCUUUCUCUUCCCCACUCAGUCAGACCUGAAGGUGUAGAUCGUAGCGGAGUAGGGCACCGAGGAAGCAAAAUGGGCCCUCCACCCCUCAUGGGGUCGUUGCUAGGCGAGCCCCCUAAGCUGCACCGCCCUGGCACAGUUAAAGAGCCUUUUGUCCCCCGCCAUGCACCCCCUCCCCACCGCCCAGGUACCCCUGGUGUUCCCCUGCCCUUACUGGGCAGAGUGAAGGAGCCUCUGAAUCUACCUCUUCCUCCCCCCUCUCCCACAUCCUCCACACCCUCUCCCUCCACGCCUAAUUCCCCUGCUGUCGACGCUCUCCCUGCUCGUCUCCCUGCUCAGUCUGCUUCUCUCCAGAAGCCCCCCACUAGUCCCCCUCCUCAGCCCCGCAACCAAACCUCUAACCCCGUCCCCCUCCUCAACUUGCCCAGUACUCGACCCCCCAUGCUCUCAGUCCCCAUCCCACAGAGACCUCUGAUGCGAGGCCGAAACCCCUCUCAGCAGUUUAACCAGGAUCGCCCCAUGGGGGGAUUUCGCGGAGGCAAGCGGUCCGGUCCUCCGUACACAGGUGGUCCUUUCCAUUCGCAGAAGAGACCCUUCCUCCCCCCACGCUACUGAAGUGGUCAUCUAACACAAGCCGAAUGAGAAGUGCAACUCCCUGCACUGAAGUGCAGAGUGUGUGUUAGCCCUGCUGGUAUGAGCCCAGAUAUCUUUUCUCUGUUGAUUAGCUUGAAUUAAAAACUACCUUAGGUUGUGUGUAAAUAGUGGAUUAAAUCUUCAUGCUUCAGCUAAGUAGCCAACCAACCAACUCACACUGUACAGUGCAGCUAUGAGGUUAGUAGUUACAUAGUGCAGAGUGUUGUGUAACAACCCUCAAUCUAUCCCAUUUAUUCCAUUUCUCCAACUUUUUCACUAACCAUAGAAGGAAAAGGAAGAUAGUUAAGUUAGACAUUUUUGUGUGAAUGCUGGUUUACUUAACUGAGAGAGAGCAGGAGAGUGAAAGAGAGGUAUGGGUCUCAUAGGAUAUACAGGAAAGAAUAAAAAGCAAUAGUUUGACAUCUUGGGAAAUGAGCUUAUUUGCUUUCUGUGUGUUGGAUGAGAACAUCAAUAUAAGUCUCAUAUAUAUGUGAUAAAUAUGACGCCAGAGCCUGUUAGCUUAGCUUAGAAUAAAGACUGGAAAUGGGUGAACAGCUGCCUUAGAUCAGUCUAAAGGUAAAAAAAAACACCUCUGAAGUUCACUGAUUAACACGUGGAAUGUUGUUUGUUUAAUCCAUACAAAAAUGUAAGUGUAAAAAUGAACAAAUGAAAAAAUUGUUGUUAUACGGGGGAUUAUAUUCUGGGUAAUUUGGGGCAACAAAACUACAGGAAGUAACCUUGUUCCCUUUAGAUGGAACCAGGUCAGCUGUCUGCCCGUUUCCAGUCUUUAUACUAAGCUGAGCACAUGGUCUCCUGUCCACAGCUUCAUAUUUAACAGACAGAUGUGUCAUCUAACUCAAAGAAAUCCAGUAGCCGUAUUUCCCAAAAUGUGAAAUUAUUCCUUUAAAAAAAAAAGUUCCAAAGUGAUCUCUUUUUCUGUGAGUGUAUGAGUGUGUGCUGUGUGUCCUUACAUUUCUCAUUUGAAGUGCAGAGAUUUGCGUUGCAGCCGAGGUCAACACUUGUUCACAUCACCAGAGUACCUGCUGUAAAUACUAUUCUUCUCUUGCUCAACCUUUUUUCACCCUCUCAUCUCUCCCACUGUAUAUUUCUAAGCUUGUAAAUAUAAAAACUGAGAUGACACAGCUUUUUUUUCCUCUUCAAGCUCUUGUUUCUGUCAAUGAGGACAAUGAUCGUCGACUUAGCCCCCCGUCUUUACUGUGAUUGAGGCCUUGGAUAAGCUUUAGCUCCGGAAGAAUUUCUCUGCAGUGUCUUGUCGCACCUUUCGGUCCUCCUUUUGAAACCACCAUGCAGAAGAGGAGGGUGAAGAUAAUUAUGUAUUUUUUAUUUCCAGCAUUAAGGUCUGCCUGAGCGCGCUUCCAGUUAGACUGAAUCAUGAAGAUUCUCUGUAGUGGACGGCGGGUGGGGGGAGGUAUUAGAGUUUUGAACCACACUCUUGCUAGGCUUCAACAUGUACUGACUUGAAUAAAAUCCAGUUUCAAUACAACUGGGGGGGAGGCAUUUUAUUUGGUCACUAUAUAUAAAUAUAUCACUUGAAUUGCGCUGUUGUAAUUAAUUUGCGCUGUUCAGCUGAUUUUUUUUUUCUGCCUGUAUUCAGAGAAAUUGUUUUCAUUUAUUUACAUAGCUGCUGCUGCCAUUUUUCAUAAUGCAUUACAUUUAACGCCUUUUAUUUUUGCGCUGUAUUUUUAGACUAGACAGAAUUGACAGUUUUCCUGUUUGCAACAGCGCCCUCACAUGGUAGCAGGGGAACGAAACACAAUUGAGCUAAUGAGUUUUGAAAAUGGUUUAUUUAAAUACUAAAGUUGUAUUCGGCCCCUUCCUCAUUUUUUUUUUUUUUUUUUUUUUUUGCUUACUUCAUGCUUUUUCCCCUCAAGCCCCUGUGCUUACCUUGUGCUUCACAUGGCUUCGUCCAGAAACACUUGUGCACCUCUCUUUACUUCAGGGUAAAAAAAAAGGUUGGCACAAUGGCACUAAUCCUCCAUCUUCUGCAGGAAUUAUUGCCGUAAUACUUCCCUCUGUUCUACACUGAUAUAGUUAGCCAUCACAGUGAGAGGUGCAUGCUGGGUGUUGCUGCUCAAAGCCUCAUGUCGCUCCUGUUUGUCAGAUCAUGGAGUGUUUCUUGUCUCCUGUGCUCAUUUACAGUUACAUCAAGAUGCACUGAGCACCUGCAAACGUUUCCACAUAAAGUUUGAUACAUUGUUAAAAUGUAACCACAAAGAGUGUAUUAGUCACUACAGUGUUAGCGGUUCAUCAGAGCUCUGAUGUUUUACUGAAUGUUCUAUAAGUCUGUUACCACCUUCUGUAAACUGUAUGUCUUUUCUCUGAUCACUCACUGAAACAGCUAAAUAUCAACCUUAAAUCAGUUCGGUGUGGUCACGUUGCACAGAGUGAAAGCUGGAUUAACUGUUAUAAAAUUCUUCCUGCUUACAAAGCACCUACCAAGUUCAAUAUUUCAAUUGUUCCUAUAAAUAAGCUCUAUACAUUUACUCUUUCAGAAAUUGAGUUUGAAAUUGACUGAAGUUGUUACAAAGCUGAUGGUCUGUGUAUAUUUGUUAAGUUUAAUUGCUCUUACUGCUGUUCUCAUCAAUGAUGCUUUAUCCCCGGUCUUUGAGUGUCCAAUCCUUUCUGGUGUGAUAAACAUGCACUCAUUCUAUCAUUGUCAUAGUGAAUAUAUCCAUACUUUAAGAGCUGAGUACAUCUUCAUACUUUUAAUCUGUUUUUUGUUUUUACACAAAGCAUAUUACAGAUCACAAGAAAGACUAACAUUUUUAGUGCAAAGGAGUGACUUGCAGCCAUUUAACUUGCAUACUAAGUACAUCUGACAUUUUGUUUGUGGUUGCACCAUUGACCGUAAGCAGUCGGUGCUCUGUCUUAAUCCAAUAAGGGAGGAGAAAUGCUGUUUUCCAUUACCUUUUUUUUUUUCUGCUUGCAAAGAUCUCUACUCACACUUUUCUCUCAUAACCUCCUUGAGAAGACUGAUUGUUUCUUAUUUUUUCUUUUUUUUUUUGAUUGUUGCUUAACAUUUUCACACUACGAUGCACACUGUUGUUGGAAAGCCACAUUUUAGAAAUGCCAUUAAAUAACUGUG
Messenger RNA from Anoplopoma fimbria (sablefish), 6808 nucleotides. It is a transcript of the gene rprd2b, whose product is annotated as regulation of nuclear pre-mRNA domain containing 2b. Gene Ontology annotation, molecular function: RNA polymerase II complex binding. Gene Ontology annotation, biological process: mRNA 3'-end processing. NCBI's taxonomy places the organism in Eukaryota, Metazoa, Chordata, Actinopteri, Perciformes, Anoplopomatidae. Gene Ontology annotation, cellular component: RNA polymerase II, holoenzyme. The record is from RefSeq and is a predicted model, not a curated record.